Messenger RNA from Aspergillus versicolor CBS 583.65, 1734 nucleotides. Its product is annotated as DNA cytosine methyltransferase. The record is from RefSeq and is a predicted model, not a curated record. NCBI's taxonomy places the organism in Eukaryota, Fungi, Ascomycota, Eurotiomycetes, Eurotiales, Aspergillaceae. The transcript is spliced from 2 exons. Gene Ontology annotation, cellular component: nucleus. The coding region runs from base 1 to 1734 and encodes 577 amino acids. Gene Ontology annotation, molecular function: methyltransferase activity.
AUGGACGACCCAGACAAUAUUAUACUGGUUGACGAUAAUGUCAGCAGUGCGAGUAGCGAUACACUCGACCAUGAAGCAAGAAGUGUUACAAUAGAGAACGAUUCUAGCUCUAGCAGCUCCUACUUUUUGCGCCAAUACACUCGUACAGCAACUCCUUUCACCUCGUUACCUCAGGAAGUUGUCGACCUUACAGAAUCAGACAUAUUUAAUGGCGAUUACAUUACAGAUGAGUGCCUUGAAGUGUUGCUUGAAAACGGGCUUCACUUACAACAUGCCCCUGGCUCUCCUGCUCGGUCAGAACCCUCUAACAGAAAGUAUCUGGAAGAGGCAAUUUCAGACGGGAUUGUUUAUAAGCCGGGCCAAUCAGUCGAACUUCAUGAUGAUACAUUUCUUCGCAUAUAUUCUAUAUGGGAGAAUGAGAAGGGUGAAAUCUAUUUCCAAGGUCGCCGACUACUUAAAGUCAAGGAUCAUAUUGGCACUUAUCUUCCCCAGUGGAAUAAUGAAUUGGUUUGGAUUGCGAAUGAAUCUGCUGAUAUCCCCUUGGAGCUUGUUCGACGCUUUAUUUCAAUUUGCUUUACAAACCACGGUCCAGAUCAGCAGAGGAUAGGUUCAAAAUACUUAGUCUGCCGCCUGAAAGAAAUUCUCCGCAAAGAAACUACAUCAGUCGAAUAUUUAACAUACGAGGAAGCAGACACCGGAUCCCGCACCCUUCCAGCAGAUUUGCGGCGCUCGUGGCGAGGAGGGACUCCUUUAUUUGGCAGUAAAGAAUAUCAAUCACCAGUUGUUAUACUGGAUGAUAUCGAAAAUCCCGAGCAGCAAGAUCUAAUAUGUCGAAAAUAUACCUUUGGUGACGGGUUUUGUGGUGCCGGAGGCGUUUCUUGUGGCGCUCAAACUGCCGGUUUACAUAUAAAAUGGGCAUUUGAUAAGUCACAGAAUGCUGCAGCAACAUACCGACUCAACUUCCCUACUGUUGAAUGCGAAAACAGUGAUAUAUUUAGCUUCCUGACUAACAACGAAGAUUAUCUUCGGGUAGAUAUUACCCAUGGCUCACCACCAUGCCAAACAUGGUCUCCAGCACAUACAAUAGCCGGGCCUAAUGAUGAUGCUAACUCAGCAUGCAUUUUUUCUUGUGGAGACCUUAUUCGCAAAGCAAAACCUAGAGUCCAUACGAUGGAGGAGACAAGCGGCCUCUGCGAGCGACACAAGGAAACCUUCUUUGGAGUGAUCCGUGACUUUAUUGAUAUUGGAUAUUCCGUUCGCUGGGCGGUUUUGAAAUGCAUGGACUAUGGUGUCCCCCAGAUACGAAAGAGGCUGGUUGUCAUUGCUUCUGGGCCGGGUGAAACCCUUCCAUUGCUACCACGAGCGACACACGGCCUGCCAGAUACUGGCUUGCGCGAGAUGGCAACGAUCAACCGGGUUAUUUCCAACAUUCCCGCUGGUGCUCCGGAUCACGAUGUGGAAAACGCAAGAGCCCUAAACAAAGUGCCUUACGAUGGAGACCGGCCCGCUAAGACCAUAACCUGCGGAGGCGGUGAUAACUAUCACCCAUCUGGAGAGCGUGGCUUCACAACUCGAGAGUAUGCGUGUUUACAGACGUUUCCGAUAAGCUUCCGCUUUCAACAGGAUGCACGACAGCAUAUUGGAAAUGCCGUUCCUCCUCUGUUCGCCAAGGCGGUUUAUGGCGAGAUUAUCAGAUCAUUGCAAGAGACAGACAAGCGAGAAUCUAGUCCGUGA